Heteronotia binoei (common prickly gecko) is the source of this 5340-nucleotide messenger RNA. It is a transcript of the gene NHS, whose product is annotated as NHS actin remodeling regulator. Bases 409 to 5238 code for a protein of 1609 amino acids. Gene Ontology annotation, biological process: lens development in camera-type eye; cell differentiation. NCBI's taxonomy places the organism in Eukaryota, Metazoa, Chordata, Lepidosauria, Squamata, Gekkonidae. The record is from RefSeq and is a predicted model, not a curated record. The transcript is spliced from 9 exons.
UUCCUGUCUCCGGGUUUUCAAGGCAUCCGUUUAAAAUCCACCUCUCUGGCGCGCUGAAAGCUCGGGCUGUCUGGGGAAGCGAGAGAGGGAGUGUAUAGAAGCUCGCUAGGAGGACGCAGAAGGGGGAGUGGAAGCAACUGAUAAGCAGCGAAGGUGGCCCGGGAGAGGCGCGGCGGGAGGGCUGAGCUCGGAGAUCGCUUUGCAGGCGUGAUCGGAGAGCAACCGAUGAAGAUCAUGGGGGAUCACUCGCCUGCCGAUGUCGGCUGUUAGCAAGUGGAGGAGGAGCGGCAGAGCCAGCCUAGUUGGGAAAGAGCCCGGAGUGGGAGACUCGCUUGCUUUGAUUUGCGCCGGGGGUGUUGGGGGGUUCGAACGUCCAGCGCUUCUCCGACCAGGCGGGACCGCUUCGCUAUGCCCUUCGCUAAGCGGAUCGUGGAGCCUCAGUGGCUUUGCAGGCAGCAGAACGUCGCCUCUGUGCUGGAGGAGAAGCCGGCCAGCGAGCCUCAACCCGGGAGCCAGCGAGAGGAGCCCGGGGAAACGGGCGACGAGCCGGAGGAAGAGGCUGCCGCUGCUGGGCUGGCUGUAGUGGCCAGCGAGGGGGGGAAGGAGAACGAAGGCGCGGCGGCUGCGGUGGUGCCGGACCUGGGCUCGGUCAGCAACGUGACUCUCUCGCGGAUCCUCCGGCAACUCUCCGAUGUGGCCCGGCAUGCCUGCGCCCUCUUCCAGGAGAUCGAGACCGAGAUCCAGGUCACCCACCGCAGGGUCCGGGCGCUGCACAGCAAGAUCGGCGGCGUCCAAGGGGUGAUCCACAGCCUCGAUCCCAAGCAGGAGGCAGUGCCUGUCUCAAACCUGGAUACAGAGAGUAAAUUAAGUGUGUACUAUCGUGCGCCUUGGCAUCAGCAAAAAAGCAUUUUUCUUCCUUCCACCAGACCAGCUUGUGUAGAGGAGCUGCAUCAUCAUGCCAAGCAGAACUUGCGAGCAUUGAGGAGAGAGCAACGGAAUCGGGAUAGAGAACAGAAAGUCCUGGGCCCAGUUUCUGUGGUGGCUCCCCCAUUUCCCUCUUUCCCUGCAGUUUACAAUCAGAAAAGCAAAGAGACAAAGGACCGCCACUCACUAAAAUUUUACAGCACCCGCUCGCCCUCCCCCACUGAGUGUUGCCACAUGACCCCAUGGAGUAGAAAGUCACACCCUCCAGAGGAAGAAGAUACAGAUGUCAUGUUAGGGCAGAGGCCGAAAAAUCCAAUACAUAAUAUUCCUUCUACACUGGAUAAGCAAACCAAUUGGAGCAAAGCACUACCUCUCCCAACUCCAGAGGAGAAAAUGAAACAAGAUGCCCAAGUGAUCUCCUCUUGCAUUAUCCCCAUCAAUGUCACUGGAGUUGGUUUUGACAGAGAGGCUAGUAUACGCUGCUCUCUUGUUCACUCACAAUCUGUACUACAGCGGAGACGGAAAUUGAGAAGGAGGAAAACCAUCUCUGGCAUCCCCAGAAGAGUCCAACAAGAAAUAGAUUCUGACGAAUCACCCGUAGCAAGAGAACGGAAUGUGAUUGUGCAUGCAAAUCCAGACUUUUCUAAUAACAUCAACAGAAGGUCAGGCACUAGGGAUUCUGAGUGCCAGACAGAAGAAAUCCUCAUUGCUGCUCCAUCUAGAAGAAGAAUCCGAGCACAAAGGGGCCAGAGUGUGGUAGCUUCCCUGUCUCAUUCAGCUGGCAAUAUAUUGGUGCUGACAGACAACGGCGAUACUAUGUUUACAGCAUCAGUAAGCAACAAAGUUCGAUCAAGGAGUCUUCCUCGUGAAGGUGCUAGAGCCAAUGAAGUGGAACACAACACUGGUGCCAAAAUACCAGCAUAUGAUGCAGAACACUUUUUAGCAAACCAAGAAAGAAUACCUACAAACAGCAAAGAUGGUAUCAAUAAUCAGCGUUCAAAAGAACACCAUCCUAUAGGUUUAACUUGUUCUCAGUAUCUUCAUAGUCCAGAUCGUAACUCAAAUGAGAGAGGGAGAUCAAGGUUAUCAAGGAUGGCAGAUUCUGGAAGUUGUGAUAUUUCAUCAAAUUCUGACACAUUUGGAAGUCCUAUUCACUCUAUUUCUACAGCUGGAGUCCUUCUCAGUAGUCACAUGGAUCAGAAAGAUGAUCACCAAUCAUCCAGUGGUAACUGGAGUGGAAGCAGCUCAACAUGUCCUUCCCAAACAUCAGAAACUAUUCCUCCUGCGGCCUCUCCACCACUCACUGGUUCUUCACACUGUGAUUCAGAGUUAUCUCUGAACAUUGCCCCUAAUGCCAAUGAAGAUUCAAGUGUUUUCAUAAUGGAGCACUACAGUGAUCAAAUAGAUAAGAUUAGAGGUCAUCGGACAAGUUCCUUCACUUCCACUGUGGCUGACUUGCUUGAUGAUCCCAAUAACAGCAACACAAGUGACAGUGAAUGGAAUUAUUUGCAUCAUCAUCAUGAUGCAUCUUGCAGGCAAGAUUUCAGUCCUGAACAUCCUAAGGCAGACAGUUUGGGAUGCCCAAGUUUUACAAGCAUGGCCACUUAUGAUAGUUUUAUAGAAAAGUCACCAUCUGACAAAGCAGACACAAGCUCACAUUUUUCCGUUGACACUGAAGGCUAUUAUACCUCCAUGCACUUUGACUGUGGUCUCAAGGGAAGUAAAAGUUAUAUUUGUAACUAUGCAGCUGUGGGCUCUGAGAGUGGCCAGAAUGCAAGUGUUGCUUCCAAUUUCACUAACUGUGCCUGGCAGGAUUAUGUAAACCAUAGGAGGCAAGGAAAACAAAGCAUAUCUCUUAAGAAACCAAAGGCAAAGCCAGCCCCACCAAAACGCAGUUCGUCUUUAAGAAAAUCUGACAGCAGCAUAGAUCUUCCUGAGAAGAAAGAACCAAAGAUAAGCAGUGGGCAGCAACACAUGCCUCAUACGUCCAGGGAAAUGAAGCUGCCCCUUGAGUUUUCAAACACGCCUUCAAGAGUUGAAACCGGUAAUCUGCCAAGCAACCAGGAACACUCCUGGGAUAAUCAGGAUGAGAGUGGAUUAAAGGAUCCUCAGUUUGACACCAUGGACAUUCCAUCAUUUAAAGAUGAAGGUGCUGAACAAUCUCACUAUGCAGAUCUCUGGCUUCUAAAUGACUUGAAAUCUAAUGAUCCUUAUAGAUCUUUAUCCAAUUCUAGCACUGCUACGGGUACUACAGUCAUAGAAUGCAUAAAGUCGCCAGAAAGUUCUGAAUCACAAACAUCACAGUCUGGAUCAAGAGCCACUACUCCAUCCCUCCCUUCUGUUGAGAAUGAGUUUAAGCUGGCUUCCCCAGAAAAGUUGGCUGGUUUAGCUUCUCCCUCGAGUGGUUAUUCCAGUCAGUCUGAAACACCAACAUCUUCUUUUCCCACAGCUUUCUUUUCUGGACCCUUAUCUCCAGGGGGGAGUAAACGGAAGCCAAAAGUACCAGAAAGGAAGUCCUCCUUGCAACAGCCUGUUUCUAAAGAUGGCAACAUAUCUCUUAACAAAGAUCUAGAACUUCCGGUUAUACCUCCUACUCAUCUUGACCUAAGUGCUCUUCAUACUGUAUUGAAUAAACCAUAUACUCACAGACACCAACUCCAUGCUUUUAAUAAUAAACAGAACAUAGUGGAAGAAGCACUAAACUCUAACUCUCCACAAGCCCUUGCUAUUACACCUUCAGUUCUAAAGUCUGUACAUCUUCGAUCAGUUAGUAAGCCUGAAGAAGUGAAACAAAAAGAUAAUACAGACCUUCUACACAUUCAAGGAAACACUUCAAUGGUGACAGCUAUUUCUUCAGGUAAAAUGAAAUUACAUGUAAGCAAGAAACAAAUAUCACGCCAAUACUCUAUGGAAGAUGCCAUAGUUUCCUAUAUCGAUGCCUCUCCAGUGUGGAUAAAUCCAGAAAAACAGCAACCAGAACACAGCUUGACUUUCAAUGAGAAAAGCAUCUGUAAUGAGUCCAUGUCUUCAGUGAAUGUGGGUGCUCCAGUAGCUAAAUAUGUAACAGAGCAAAUGCAUCCAGUUCAUGAGCUUUUACUUGACACUCCCUUAAGUAAAGCUGGUAGUAGUUCUGCUGAAGGGUUUCCAAAAAGUUCAGCAGUCUUUUCAAGCAAUUCUGAAGAGCGGAUAACCUCUUGUGGCUCUGACCAGGAGAGAAAUCUUGAACCUGUGCAGCUUCAGCAAGAAUUGCAUACACACUGUGAACAAAAGUUGGAAUCUGAACCUGUGAAUGAAAACAUAUCCCAGUCUGACCCCUCAGAUGGGGGAACAGACAUGAGUCAUCAGUUAAAGCAUCAGUUUGAUCUAAGCUACCCUGAUGACAAAGUGCCUGAGAAUAUCAGCUAUGAAUCAGAGAUCUUAACUGUAGAUUCACUCAGUGAAAAAUGUUCUGAGCAGGAAAAUGAUAUUGCAUCAGGUAUUCCAACCAAAAGUGCCUCAGAUAACAGUGACAGUAUAGCUGCUGAGACACAAGGAACUCCAGAUGAUAGUGAUUUGAAAGAAUCUUCUCUGAGUGAUGAUUCCAUAAUUUCACCCUUAAGUGAAGACUCUCAGGCUGAAAUAGAAGACGUUUUUGUCUCUCCAAAUAGGCCUCGAACAACAGAGGAUUUAUUUGCAGUCAUUCACCGGUCAAAAAGGAAAGUGCUUGGAAGAAAGGAUUCUGGAGACCUGUCCACAAGAAACAGAUUGAGAGCUUCGUCUAGCACUAGCAGCUUGUCUCCUGCCAGCAGUACAUCAACUGCAUGUAAUCCUCUGCCUACUGCUGCUGUGGCAAAUGCAGCCUGCAGCCAGCGGUCUCCUGGCCUUAUUUACAGGAAUGCCAAGAAGUCCAACACUUCUAAUGAGGAAUUCAAGCUGCUGCUCCUGAAAAAGGGAAGUAGAUCUGAUUCCAGCUAUAGGAUGUCAGCCACUGAGAUACUGAAGAGUCCUAUUUCCCCCAAGUCUCCUGGAGAAACAAUUGCAGAUUCUCUUCUAACUGCUGAUGAGUCUUCCCAAGUCUCAUCAGGUGCUGAGGCAUUAGCUCCUCUCUCUCCCUGCCCUCCAAGAAUAAAUGCAGAAGGGUUUUCUUCCAAAAGUUUUCCUACAUCAGCAUCUUCACGUGUAGGACGGUCACGGGCUCCCCCGGCAGCCAGCAGCAGCCGGUAUAGUGUCCGUUGCAGACUGUACAACUCCCCAAUGCAAGCAAUUUCAGAAGGAGAGACUGAAAAUUCAGAUGGAAGCCCACACGAUGAUCGAUCUUCACAGAGUUCAACAUAGGCUUUAUAAGUGCCAGAGAACACUUUUGACUGUUAAUGGGAGAACUCUGCAAAUGCUUGGUUCAUGUGCAUAUGAGAGCAGACCAAUUCUGUAGCAGUAAAA